AAUUUGAGUCCAAAGUGACUAAUUUUUCAAUUGUUUCAAUCCUAUCCCUUUAGAAGCCCAAUCCACCCUAUAGCCUGGCCCAUACUCUUCUCUUAAAAUACCCAUCUCUCCCACUUUCUUAAAGGGGGACCCUAAUUUUUCACCUCUCUUUCAAAGAGGAGAACGAACAGAAUUAGACCCCCCUUACACGUAAAAAUCCAAGCCGCCACACCUGAUCUUCAUUCUUCUCACCUCACUCUCAGAGAAAGGCCACACUAACUCGGCAGAAAGAGAGACAUAUUUUAUCCAAAAAAUAAAGGGAAAAAUCUGGAGUUCUAGGAGAAAAUAUAGAAAAGAAACAAAAAAAAGGAAAGGAAGAAGAGACAGAGUCAUUUUGUUUUUGCUUCUAUUUUCACCGGUUAGCUUCACUUUUCUUCUGGGAUUUGGAACAACUUUCAAGCUGCUGGAGCUGUUUGAUUAUGAGAUUGAUUUGUUGAUCUCUGUCUCGAUAUGGUUGAAGCUGAGCUCCAAUUUGUAGAUCUCGCUUUUGUUUGGUUGCUAUCAGAGUUUGUUUUGUUCCGGCUUCUAAACUAGGAUCUGAGGAAGGUGUAUCUGGGAGUCAUUCCGGCGCGCACUCCCGAUACCCCGAGGCUUAGUGAUGGUGAGAACGCGCGCGACAUAUGUACCCGACCAUGGAAGAGCUGCUCCCCUGUUGCUAGAGGCCGAGGCAAAGACAAGGGGAUGGCUCCAGCUCAUGGUAGAGGACGGGGACAUCCUAGAGUUGCUCCAGUUGUGCCACCAGUGGGUCCAGUGGAGGAUACGACUAUUGAGGAGUAGGGCGAGGUACCUACAGCGGAGCCAGCCCCAACGGAUUUCAUGUCCGCACAAGGAUUCCAGGAGGUUAUGGGCCGUAUGAUGCGGUUCAUUGAUUCUAUGACUCAGGUUGGUUUAUUUCCAACAGACCCAACCACAUCUCAGGUAUGAGGGGGAGCACAGACCCCUACCGUUCAGGCUCCUGGGCAUGUAACUGCCAUAUCAGACACCGGGUGCACUACCCAUGGGCGGAGCCCAGCUAGUUGCAACAGCCAUACCCACUUUCAGACCAGCUACGGCCGGCGAGCUGCAGAAGCUAUUGGAUAGAUGGACCAUGCUACAUACUCCUAUUUAUGGAGGUGAGCGACAUGAGGAUCCCCAAGACUUUAUUGAUCGUUGCAGGGACAGACUGCACAAAAAGAGGAUAUUGGAGUCCCACCGGGUGUACUUUACCACUUUUCAGCUUGAGGGCAGGGCCCGUAGGUGGUGGCAGUCAUAUCUCCUCUGUAGACCAACAGGUUCUCCUCCCUUGACUUGGGACCAGUUCAUACGUAUAUUUCUGGAUAAAUAUAUUCCACCCUCUCAGAGGGAAGAGUUGUGAUUUCAGUUCGAGCAGCUCCAGUAGGGUCAGAUGUCAGUGACCGAAUAUGAGGAGAGAUUCUCUAAGUUGUCUCGCCAUGAACUUAUGAUACUUCCCACCGAUGCAGAGAGUGUGCAGAGGUUUGUUAACGGUUUGCACUCUUAUAUCCAGUCCACUAUGGCCCGAGAGGUUGAGAUGGGGACUUCUUACGAGCUAAUUGUGGAGAUAGCUCGGAGGAUCGAGGGUGUUCGUCAGCGGAGCCGAGAGCAGGUGCCGAGGGACAAGCGAUUCCAUUAUUCUGGAGGGUUCAGUGGUGCUCCGUAUGGGGGAAGAGGUCAGUUUGGGAGGGGUCAGUCUAGUAGGCCCACAUAUCCAGCACCGCCGCCUUCUCGGGGUGCUCCAGUGCGGCCCUAUUUCAGCACCAUGCUACAGAGUUCCUACCACCCACCAGCUAUUAAGGGUUCCUCAAGUGGGUAUUCAGGCCAUCAGGGUCAGACUUCAUGUCAGCAGUCCACCAUUCCGAGGGGUUGUUAUGAGUGCGGGGAUCCUGGCCACAUGAAGAGGUUUUAUCCCAGACUUCAGGGCAAGGUAGUACAACCGGGUCAUUAGCCUAUUAUUACAACACCAGCCGCCGCACCAGCCGUCCGGCCUGCCAAAGGCAUAGGGCAGGUGGGUAGGGGCCGUCCUAGAGGUGGAGGCUAGUCAGGUGGAGUCCAGUCAAUUGGCGCUCCAGCUAGGUUCUAUGUUUUUCCAGCCAGACCAGAUGCAGUGGCUCAGAUGCCGUGAUCACAUGUAUUAUUUCUGUCUGCAGUAGGGAUGCUUCGGUACUAUUUGAUCCAGGGUCUACAUAUUCAUAUAUUUCAUCUCUGUUUGCUCAUUUCCUAGGUGUUUCUCACGAGUCCUUGGAUAUUCCUGUAUAUUUGUCCACACUAGUGGGCGAUUCUGUUGUGGUGGAUUGAAUCUACGGGUCAUGUAUUAUGAGUUUCUGUGGUUAUGAGACUAGUGCAGAUUUUCUGUUGCUUGA
Nicotiana tabacum (common tobacco) is the source of this 2396-nucleotide messenger RNA. The record is from RefSeq and is a predicted model, not a curated record. NCBI's taxonomy places the organism in Eukaryota, Viridiplantae, Streptophyta, Magnoliopsida, Solanales, Solanaceae.